AUGGCUCGCCGCAAAAAGGCGCACAUCGACGAUUACUCGUCGUCCGACGGCGACUCGGACGGGGAUAACUACGCUUCGGACGAACACGGCCACGAUGGCAAGCGUCGCAAAAAGUAUCAGACCAAAGAUGAUCACAUCUAUGGUGUAUUCGCCGAAGACGAGGAUGAUGAGGCGCAAGAACGAGAUGGAGGGGUGGGAAGGACAGUACGGGGGAGGGACCGCAAGGGAAAGAAGGUCGACUACUUGAGAGGGCAGGCGUUCGUACCUGCUUCUUCGAAGGGCGCGCAGCAGGCAUCUGCUGUGGAAGACGAGAACGAAAUUGAACAGUCAGACUCUUCAUCAACUUUUGAAGGGAAAGAGGAUGACCCGCUCGAAAAGGAAAUGCAGCGCCUUCGCCAAGAACCAAUAGACGAGGAACUUGCUUUGGAAACGCGGCCUGCAUUUGGAGGCCUGGGCUUCAGUGGACCAACUGCAAUGGCAAAGGAAGCGAAGAAAGAAGCCAGUGGAGCUGGCUUUAAACCAACGUCGUUUGUCAGCUCGAGAAGUGGCAUUGGCUCAAGAAGGCCGGAUGCAACCUCGUCGCAGACGGAGGAGCAGGUACAGGGUACAAACCGCGCAAAUGGACAGCCUGGUCUACGUGCAAGACCGGGUAUCGCAAGUACCGACUCAGGCAUCAGCACGCCCGUCGCUUCAACUUCUAAAAACCAGGUACUGGAAGAUGCCGGCCCUGCUCCUCUCUCGCAUCUGCCACCCAGCUUUGGAUCGACCAGGCCUUCAUCCUUCAACGACAAUGGCCCUUCUGUCUCCAAAAACUCAUUCCUCUCAUCAACUAGUGGUAGAGGCAAGGCUGCGGUGCAGAAAGGAUCGAGCAUCAAGUUUGGCAAAGGGUUCAAUCCUGCAGAAAUGCUGGCGAAGAUGGGCUGGUCCGGUGGAGGGUUAGGGAAGCAGGGAGAAGGCAUCGUCAACCCGAUUGACGUGCAGGUGCGACCUGAACGAGCGGGUAUGGGCUUCGGCGGUAGGCGAGAAAUGACUGAGCAGAAUCGCCAGGAAGCCCGUCGACGCGGUCAAGUCUUCUCUAGCGAUGAAGAAGACCAAGCGGCCGACAAGGGAAAUGGGCAAGGAAAGGGCAAGGCGAAGACCAGAGAUGGUCGGUCCGCCGGUCCACGUGCCUGGACAAAAGCGGAGAAGAAGCCGCGCAAGCCCAAGAUCGAGCAUCGGACAUACGAAGAGAUCAUCGAAGAAGCUGGUACAUUGCCGAGCACCGACGCAGGAAUAGGGCAAAUCAUCGAUGCAACCGGACGAGAGAUGCGUGAAGUCUCCUCUCUGGCAUCGGCACUUGCUCAACAUGCGGUUCCCACGAGCGACAGUACACGUCUACCUGAACUGCGGCACAAUCUGCGCCUCAUCUGCGAUUGCAAUAGGCAGGCGCUCGAUGAGUUGGCGAAGGAAGGCGCGGCGAUACGAGAUCGACAGAAGUGGGUGCAGCGCGAGCUGGAAGAGGCAGAGCGGAGGAUCAUCAAAGAAAGCAAAGGCGCAGACAGUCUCAAGCGGGUGCUAGAGCUUGUGCGGGACAUCGAAGGGCUAGGUAGAAAGGCUCAGCUGGAUCAGAGCUUGGGCCUCGAUGUGUUCGACACGAUAGUCCAACGCCUGCAGAGAGAUUUCGCUGACGAUGUCGUCAAAUUCAGCCUAGAUGAGGCAUUAGUGGGAGCAAUCGCUCCAGUGGUCCGCCGCAUCGCAACUGACUGGGAGCCUCUGAAGGAGCCAGUAAAGAUGACGCGCCAUUUGAAGCGAUGGGCCACCGCUUUGCGUCUGGAAGAGCCGCAGCGCAAUCAGAAAGGAAAAGGUGCCAUGACGCCUUAUGAGACUCUGCUCUGGCAGAUCGUCAUGCCCAAGAUCCGGAGUGCGAUCAACAACGACUGGGAUCCGCAUCACCCCAGUGCGGCUGUCGUGCUUGUCACCGCUUGGUCAGCCGUGCUGCCACGCUUCAUCAAGGACAACACCAUGGAUCAACUUCUCCUGCCCAAGAUCAAGAAGAGUCUUUCCGAAUGGGACCCGCGCGGUAGCACUUCCGAUCUGCAGCACAUCGUCUUCCCAUGGUUACCAAUCUUCCCUGAACGAGCAGAAGAACUUCUGACGGACGCGAAGCGACGCUUCCGAUCUGGCUUGAAAGCCUGGAAACCAUCGCGCGACAUACCUUCGGGCACACGCAAGUGGCGUGAGGUAUUCAAGGAGAGCGACUGGGAUUCGAUGAUGUUAGAUGUCAUCGUACCCAAGCUCGGCGCGGCUCUGCGAUUCGACUUGACCAUCAACCCCAGCAAGCAGGACAUGAGUCCGCUCGAGCGCGCACUCCAGUGGACAGAUUUAUUACGCCCAGGCGUUCUGAGUCGCAUUUUGGAGAAAGAAUUUUUCCCCAAAUGGCUGGAGAUUCUACACAUGUGGCUCACCCAGCCAUCCGCUAACCUGGACGAGGUGGCUCAAUGGUACACGUUCUGGAAAGCCUGGUUCCCGAAAGCUGUUGCUGCCUUGCCGGGCAUCUCGCAAGGAUUCCGACGCGGCCUCGACCUUAUCAACGAAGCCAUCGAACUUGGUGAUGAGCGACAUAGCAAACUCCGCAAGCCGGACAUUACACCAAUGUCCCGAACUGAGUUCGCCGCAGUGCACAAGGUGCAGAGGCAGGCAGAAGUACCCGUCGCAAACCGACUACCCGAGGAAGUGUCCUUUAAGUCUCUCGUCGAGGAGGCAGCCGCAGAGGCGGAUCUCCUCGUCCAGCCUCUCAAUCGCACGGAGUCGACAUCCGGAGCCGCGCUGUACCGCAUCUCACGAGCGCUCGACGGCAAGCACGGCAUCAAUUUCUACAUUUCGGAUGACGUGUUAUGGCUGGAAGAGAGAGAUGCGACAACAGGUCACGUUCAAUACUUGCCCGUGGGCAUGCAAGAGCUGUUCGCCAAGGUCAAGUAA
This is a messenger RNA of Tilletiaria anomala UBC 951, 2958 nucleotides long. Its product is annotated as TFP11-domain-containing protein. The coding region runs from base 1 to 2958 and encodes 985 amino acids. Gene Ontology annotation, cellular component: U2-type post-mRNA release spliceosomal complex. Gene Ontology annotation, molecular function: nucleic acid binding. NCBI's taxonomy places the organism in Eukaryota, Fungi, Basidiomycota, Exobasidiomycetes, Georgefischeriales, Tilletiariaceae. Gene Ontology annotation, biological process: spliceosomal complex disassembly. The transcript has 2 exons. The record is from RefSeq and is a predicted model, not a curated record.